CUCACCACAUCUCUCUCUCUCGGCCUCCUUCGUCGUCUCUCUCUGUGUUGUUCUCUUCUCCUCUCUCUCUCUCUCUCUCUCUAAGAUUUCAAUAUUCACAAGAUAACCAACACGAACACGAAGGAGAACAACGGAGUCGAAAACAAUGAAGCAAGCAUCUUCUGAGGCAGUUCCUUCUCUAUCUUCUGCGCCGUCGUUCACGGAAGCAGCCACAUCGUCGUCGUCGUCGUCGGCAGCGGCGGAGGACCUGGCCGUGGGGUCGAGGGACGGAGGCGGCGCUCAGGAGACGGUGGCGGUGGAUCGGCGAGGCGAGUUCUCGGCGGUGUGCCGAUGGACGGUGCACAAUUUUCCUAGAAUAAAGGCUAGGGCACUGUGGAGCAAGUACUUCGAGGUAGGAGGUUACGAUUGUCGGUUGCUAAUAUACCCUAAGGGCGACUCACAGGCUCUUCCAGGUUACAUCUCUAUCUAUCUCCAAAUCAUGGACCCUCGCGGAACCACUUCAUCGAAAUGGGACUGUUUCGCUAGCUAUCGCUUGGCAAUCGUCAACGUCGCUGACGAUUCCAAAACCAUUCAUCGCGAUUCCUGGCACCGAUUCUCAAGUAAGAAGAAAUCGCACGGUUGGUGCGAUUUCACGCCCUCUUCCACUGUUUUUGAUCCCAAAUUGGGGUAUCUGUUUAACACCGAUUCCGUUUUGAUCACUGCUGAUAUUCUUAUUCUUAAUGAGUCUGUUAAUUUCACACGCGAUAACAAUGAGUUGCAGUCCUCCUCGUCAUCGUCGUCUUUGUCCUUGACGUCAUCGUCUGGGGUUGCGGGUCCUGUGUCUGACGUCUUGAGUGGGAAGUUCACUUGGAAAGUGCAUAAUUUCAGUUUGUUUAAGGAGAUGAUCAAGACGCAGAAGAUAAUGAGCCCGGUUUUCCCUGCUGGGGAGUGUAAUUUGAGGAUUAGUGUGUACCAGAGCUCGGUGAAUGGGGUUGAGUAUCUGUCAAUGUGUUUGGAGAGCAAGGAUACGGAUAAGACUGUGGUGUUGUCUGAUAGGAGUUGCUGGUGUUUGUUUAGGAUGUCUGUGUUGAACCAGAAGCCUGGUUCCAAUCACAUGCAUAGAGAUUCCUAUGGCCGGUUUGCGGCUGAUAAUAAGAGUGGUGACAAUACCAGCUUGGGAUGGAAUGAUUACAUGAAGAUGUCGGAUUUCAUUGGCCCUGAUUCGGGGUUCUUGGUGGAUGACACUGCUGUUUUUAGUACCUCGUUUCAUGUGAUCAAGGAGUUUAGCAGCUUCUCCAAGAAUGGGGCUGUGAUUGCUGGCAGAAGUGGGAGUGGUGCGAGGAAGUCGGAUGGCCAUAUUGGAAAGUUCACUUGGAGGAUUGAGAAUUUUACGAGGCUGAAGGAUUUGUUGAAGAAGAGGAAAAUUACUGGUCUUUGCAUCAAGAGCAGGAGGUUUCAGAUUGGUAAUAGGGAUUGUCGUCUUAUUGUUUAUCCUCGAGGGCAGUCUCAGCCACCCUGUCACCUUUCAGUGUUUCUUGAAGUUACAGAUUCAAGAAAUACUUCCAGUGAUUGGAGUUGUUUUGUUAGUCAUCGUUUGUCAGUUGUUAAUCAGAGGAUGGAGGAUAAAUCUGUCACCAAGGAGUCUCAAAACCGCUACUCCAAAGCUGCAAAGGAUUGGGGUUGGCGUGAAUUUGUGACGCUUACAAGUCUCUUUGAUCAAGAUUCAGGUUUUCUUGUCCAGGACACUGUCAUUUUCUCUGCUGAAGUUCUUAUAUUGAAAGAGACAUCAAUAAUGCAGGAUUUUACUGAGCAUGAUUCUGAGUUAAGCAGCAAUGGUUCCUCUCUUGAUAGUUGUGGGAAAAGAAGUUCAUUUACUUGGAAAGUGGAAAAUUUCCUGUCUUUUAAGGAAAUAAUGGAGACUCGAAAAAUCUUCAGUAAAUUCUUUCAGGCUGGUGGAUGUGAACUUCGGAUUGGUGUGUAUGAGUCGUUUGAUACCAUAUGUAUUUAUCUGGAGAGUGACCAGGCUGUUGGUAGUGAUCCUGAUAAAAACUUCUGGGUCAGAUACAGGAUGGCUGUUGUAAAUCAAAAGAACCCAGCCAAGACAGUGUGGAAAGAAUCUUCUAUCUGCACAAAGACAUGGAAUAAUUCUGUUUUGCAAUUCAUGAAGGUGUCUGAUAUGUUAGAAGUAGAUGCAGGAUUCCUUGUCCGUGACACUGUUGUUUUUGUAUGUGAAAUAUUGGAUUGCUGCCCUUGGUUUGAGUUUUCAGACUUGGAGGUUUUAGCAUCGGAGGAUGACCAGGAUGCAUUGACAACUGAUCCUGAUGAACUUAUUGACUCUGAAGACAGUGAAGGGAUAAGUGGAGACGAGGAAGAUAUUUUCAGAAAUCUUCUUUCCAGAGCUGGAUUCCAUUUAACGUAUGGCGAUAAUCCUUCACAACCACAGGUUACUUUAAGAGAGAAACUUUUAAUGGAUGCUGGUGCAAUUGCGGGGUUUCUGACUGGACUUCGGGUUUAUCUUGAUGAUCCUGCAAAAGUAAAGCGUCUACUUCUACCUACCAAGCUCUCUGGGAGUUGUGAUGGGAAGAAGGCCUCCAAGGCUGAUGAGUCUUCCCCAAGUUUGAUGAAUUUGCUGAUGGGAGUUAAAGUCUUGCAGCAAGCAAUCAUUGAUUUACUAUUGGAUAUAAUGGUUGAGUGCUGCCAACCAUCUGAAGUGGGUCCUGUUGCUGAUUCUGUUGAUGCAUGCUCUAAACCUUCUCAGGACGGCGGUGGAGCUGCUAGUCCUCUUGAAUGUGAUAGAGGAAAUGGAGCCACAGAGGCUGCUCAAGUUCCUGUUUAUGAGAGAUUGGAUUCUGUUGCUGAAGAAAGCAAUAGUACAUCUGCCGUACAGAGCUCUGAUUUAAAUAGGAAUGGUAUCCAGGAAAAAGCUCUUCCGGGGCAGCCUAUUUGUCCACCGGAGACGUCUGCCACUGCUUCGGAAAAUGCAUCCUUUCGGUCAAAGACCAAGUGGCCAGAACAGUCUGAGGAGCUCUUAGGUUUGAUUGUAAACUCAUUAAGAGCUUUGGAUGGGGCUGUUCCGCAAGGCUGUCCAGAGCCAAGACGGAGACCUCAAUCUGCACAGAAAAUUGCUCUUGUAUUGGACAAGGCUCCUAAGCAUUUGCAAGCAGACCUAGUUGCUCUGGUACCCAAAUUGGUUGAGCAGUCAGAACAUCCACUGGCUGCUUAUGCACUCCUUGAGCGACUUCAAAAGCCAGAUGCGGAACCUGCUUUACAAAUACCUGUUUUUGGGGCUCUUAGUCAAUUGGAAUGUGGUAGUGAAGUGUGGGAACGCAUUCUGUUUCAGUCGUUUGAGCUUUUGACAGACUCAAAUGAUGAACCACUUGCUGGAACAAUAGAUUUUAUAUUCAAAGCAGCAUCUCAAUGUCAACACCUCCCUGAAGCAGUUAGAUCUGUUCGUGUCAGGCUGAAAAAUCUAGGUCUUGAAGUGUCACCUUGUGUCCUUGACUUUUUGAGUAAAACAAUAAAUAGUUGGGGGGAUGUUGCUGAAACCAUACUUAGGGACAUUGAUUGUGAUGAUGAUUAUGGUGACAGUUGCUCAGCUCUGCCAUGUGGGAUUUUCUUAUUUGGUGAACAUGGUACUGUUCCUACUGGAAUGCAAGUGAUUGAUGAGCAGGCUUUUCGUGCUAGUCGUCAUUUUUCUGAUAUUUAUAUACUGUUUGAGAUGCUAUCCAUUCCUUGUCUGGCUGUUGAAGCUUCUCAAACAUUUGAGAGAGCUGUAGCUCGAGGUGCAAUAAGUGCUCAGUCUGUAGCCCUGGUAUUGGAAAGUCGUCUUUCCCAAAGAUUGAACAAUAAUGCCAGAUAUGCUUCUGAAGAUUUCCAACAUUCAGAUGGUGCAACAGAGGGAGAUGCUUGUGAUCAAUUGGGAGUUCAAAGGGAUGAUUUUACUUCAGUUCUUGGUCUUGCUGAAACUUUGGCCCUCUCUAGAGACCCAUGUAUUAAAGAAUUUGUGAAAUUGCUCUACAUGAUAAUGUUUAGAUGGUAUGCCAAUGAAUCUUAUCGAGGGAGGAUGCUGAAGAGGCUUGUUGACCGUGCCACUAGCACUACUGACAAUGGUCGUGAGGUAGAUUUUGAUUUGGAUAUCUUGGUUACUUUGGUCUGUGAGGAGCAGGAGUUUAUUAGGCCUGUUUUGAGUAUGAUGCGUGAAGUUGCUGAACUUGCAAAUGUUGAUCGGGCUGCUCUAUGGCACCAGUUAUGUGCCAGUGAAGAUGAAAUUAUUCGUGUUCGUGAAGAAAGCAAAACUGAGAUUUCUAAUAUGGCUAGGGAAAAAGCUAUUAUAUCACAAAAACUGAGUGAAUCUGAGGUCGCAAACAAUCGUCUCAAGUCUGAAAUGAGGGCUGAGAUGGAGCGGUUCUCUUGGGAAAAGAAGGAACUAGCAGAACAAAAUCAAGAAGUUGAGAGUCAGCUUGAAUGGCUCCGCUCAGAGCGGGAUGAUGAAAUAGCAAAGCUCUCUGCAGAGAAGAAAGCUCUUCAUGACCGUUUACAUGAUGCGGAGGCACAGCUUUCUCAAUUGAAGUCUCGAAAACGCGAUGAAUUGAAGAAAGUGGUCAAGGAGAAAAAUGCACUAGCUGAAAGACUGAAGAAUGCUGAAGCUGCACGUAAGAGAUUUGAUGAAGAAUUGAAAAGAUUUGCAACAGAGAAUGUGACUCGGGAAGAAAUCCGGCAAUCGCUUGAGGAUGAAGUUCGUAGAUUGACUCAAACAGUUGGGCAAACUGAGGGAGAAAAGAGGGAAAAGGAAGAGCAGGUUGCUAGGUGUGAAGCAUACAUUGAUGGCAUGGAAUCGAAGUUGCAAGCUUGCCAGCAAUAUAUUCAUACACUUGAGGCCUCACUCCAGGAAGAAAUGUCACGACAUGCCCCUCUGUACGGUGCUGGUCUGGAGGCUCUAUCAAUGAAAGAGUUGGAAACACUAUCACGUAUUCAUGAAGAAGGGCUGAGGCAGAUCCAUGCCCUUCAACAGCGUAAAGGGAGUCCUGCUGGGAGCCCUCUUGUGAGUCCCCAUGCUCUCCCUCUCAACCAUGGAUUAUAUCCAGCUGCGUCCCCCCCAAUGGCCGUGGGACUGCCUCCCUCUAUCAUCCCAAAUGGUGUAGGGAUCCACAGCAACGGUCACGUGAAUGGUGCAGUUGGGCCCUGGUUCAAUCACUCUUGAAUUCUUGGGUCAUAGAUUUUAUUCUUUUCCAGUUAUUUCUUUGGCAUUUUGGCUGGUAGAACUGUUGGAGCAGGAUGUUGGGUGAAUGAAUCGCUACGAUUAGAAGGGGUUGGGUGAAAUUUUGCCUUACUGCUGUUUAUCCAGUGGAACUAUCAGUUGCAAGCGCCAUACUCAUUUGCGCCUACUUUUUUUUGAGGGUAAAGAAAUUACUUACAGGCUUUUUAAAUUUGCCAUAGUUAUAGCUUACUGUUACUACAUAGUUUGGCCGAAGUGGUUGAAUCUAUUUUUAUCCUGGGCCAGAAGUGAAGCGCUGUAAGAAAUCUUGACUGACAGUUUUUUAAUACGUAAUCAACAAAGAAAAUCCUUUUCCACUUAU
Messenger RNA from Abrus precatorius (Indian licorice), 5555 nucleotides. RefSeq lists its product as uncharacterized. Bases 146 to 5179 code for a protein of 1677 amino acids. The transcript has 10 exons. Gene Ontology annotation, molecular function: protein binding. Lineage: Eukaryota; Viridiplantae; Streptophyta; Magnoliopsida; Fabales; Fabaceae. The record is from RefSeq and is a predicted model, not a curated record.